AUGAAGGCCCAAGAAGCAGUCAUCCUGUUCACCAUUGCCCUGGCUGGUAUCGUAAACGGCCACGUAACCGCGAAUCCAAACGUUGGCAUACCUGCAACCUCCUUAAUCACUGCCUUUCGAGUUCCCCACGGAUGCGGAACCAACGGCACCGUCUCUAUCAGUGUAUCCAUCGCGGAUGGCGUCACUAGUGUCAAGCCUCGUCAGCUUGCAGGAUGGAACAUUACUCUAGACUAUCGCCCGUUAGUUCCUCCUGUCGUUAGUGAAGGAGUAACAGUAAACACGACUGUCUCGGCAGUCACAUUCACAACAACCGGUGUCCCAUUGGAUGUCAUUUAUUUUGAAGAUUUUCAAAUCCAAAUGAAGCUUCCUGCUGCCAAUGACUCAACCAUUCUGUACUUUCCGACCAUCCAAGCUUGUACCGUUGGCUUUAAUAACUGGACUCAGAUUCCGGUCACUGGACAACCAACUCCAUCGACUCCAGCGCCCAGCAUUACUCUAAAGACUAACGGGACUCUCGCCUUAGCAGCUUCAUCAUCAGUAAAAUCGAGUGCAAAUGUUCAAAAGUUUCCUGCAAUUAUGGCUGUUUUGAUUGUUGCAUUGAUGGUCGCUUUCAACGCAUAG
This is a messenger RNA of Synchytrium microbalum, 621 nucleotides long. RefSeq lists its product as uncharacterized. Lineage: Eukaryota; Fungi; Chytridiomycota; Chytridiomycetes; Synchytriales; Synchytriaceae. The transcript is spliced from 4 exons. The record is from RefSeq and is a predicted model, not a curated record. Bases 1 to 621 code for a protein of 206 amino acids.